AAAACCUCAACUUUGGUCUUCCCUCUCUCUGUCUCUCUCUCGCUGUCCGUCUCUCCCUCCAUUGCACAGACUACUGAGUGGGAGAAGCUCAGAGGAAUCAAAGCAAAAAUGGCUUCUUCGCUUCACCUGAAGGAGCUCAUCUGCUCCUCCUCUUCUUCCCCGUCCUCCUCGUCUCCUGCUUCUUCUUCAAUUCUUACUCCUCUUCAUCACAGUGCGCUCUCCCGCCCCAUUUCGACAGUGACCUUCUCUUCUAGACGGAAGACUGCGAGGAGACGGAGCCGACCGAGUUCGUGGGGCGUGAGCUGCUCUUUCGUGCCCAUGGAGACCGCCAAGAUUAAGGUUGUCGGCGUCGGUGGAGGCGGCAACAAUGCCGUCAACCGCAUGAUUGGGAGCGGCUUGCAGGCUGUGGACUUCUACGCCAUAAAUACUGAUUCGCAAGCCCUCCUGCAGUCUGCAGCCGAGAACCCGCUUCAAAUUGGAGAGCUUUUAACUCGUGGAUUGGGCACAGGAGGGAAUCCACUUCUAGGCGAGCAGGCUGCAGAAGAAUCAAAGGAAACAAUAGCAAAUGCUCUCAAAGGUUCAGACCUUGUGUUCAUAACAGCUGGUAUGGGUGGGGGAACUGGGUCCGGUGCUGCUCCAGUUGUCGCCCAAAUAUCAAAAGAAGCUGGUUACCUCACUGUUGGGGUCGUAACAUACCCUUUCAGCUUUGAGGGGCGGAAAAGAUCUAUGCAAGCACUGGAGGCUAUUGAAAAGUUGCAGAAGAAUGUUGACACACUUAUAGUGAUUCCCAAUGACCGAUUGCUGGAUAUUGCAGAUGAGCAAACACCCCUUCAGGAUGCAUUUCUUCUUGCUGAUGAUGUUCUGCGUCAGGGGGUCCAAGGAAUUUCCGAUAUAAUCACGAUUCCAGGCCUUGUAAAUGUUGAUUUUGCAGAUGUGAAGGCAGUCAUGAAAGACUCGGGAACUGCGAUGCUUGGUGUAGGAGUUUCCUCCAGCAAGAACCGAGCAGAAGAAGCGGCUGAACAAGCUACCUUGGCUCCCUUGAUUGGAUCAUCAAUUCAAUCAGCCACUGGAAUUGUAUACAAUAUAACUGGAGGAAGGGACAUAACCUUGCAGGAAGUGAACAGAGUCUCUCAGGUUGUCACAAGUUUAGCAGAUCCUUCUGCCAACAUUAUCUUUGGAGCGGUUGUGGACGACCGUUACAAUGGAGAGAUUCAUGUUACAAUAAUUGCCACUGGUUUCUCACAGUCGUUUCAGAAGGCUCUUUUGGGUGACCCAAAGGCCGCCAAAGUGAGCGAUAAAGCUGCCGUUGUUGGACAAGAAAACAAAAUGCCUCUUCCUCUCAAGCCAUUAACCCCUUCUUCCCCUGUCCCAUUGAGAUCUUCCACUCGGAAGCUCUUCUUUUAAUCUGGACUGCUCUUUCUUCUAUCUUCAAUCCUGUUCUUGUGUCAGUUAGGUAGUCGCUAAGUGAUUCAUUUUCUAGUGAAUUUGUAUCAAAUUACAUUAGCUUCUUGCUCUAUGCUGCUCUGAUCUUGUUUGUGUUUCUGCUAUUAUGGAUGUAACUAUUGACGGAAAAGGAUAAAGAAAGAGUAGUGAGUUCGAACAAGCAAUGUUUAUAUUGAUUAUCAAAUUUUCAAUAUGAGGGGUUUCGAAAAGUAA
This is a messenger RNA of Punica granatum (pomegranate), 1656 nucleotides long. The record is from RefSeq and is a predicted model, not a curated record. NCBI's taxonomy places the organism in Eukaryota, Viridiplantae, Streptophyta, Magnoliopsida, Myrtales, Lythraceae.